Pseudocercospora fijiensis CIRAD86 is the source of this 849-nucleotide messenger RNA. RefSeq lists its product as uncharacterized. The coding region runs from base 1 to 849 and encodes 282 amino acids. Lineage: Eukaryota; Fungi; Ascomycota; Dothideomycetes; Mycosphaerellales; Mycosphaerellaceae. Gene Ontology annotation, molecular function: protein binding. The transcript has 4 exons. The record is from RefSeq and is a predicted model, not a curated record.
AUGAUUGCAGUGCCAGCUGGUCGUUCCAUUUCAAGACUGUACUGUGAUAGCGAUCAAGAAUGUCGCGCACGGGCAGCUUCCGGACCAGCUGCACGACCGUUAGCUUCCACUUCACAGCAUCCGCAUCUCACUUACAUUGCGACCAGCACGCAUAUCGAAACGGCAUUUGACUCCACCGCCAUGGCUACCAACACGGAAGGACUCGCGGUUCCUGCAAGAUUCAUUAGUCGCCUUGCGAGCACCUUCGACACGGAAAAUGGCACCGAUCUGGCCAUCAUAUGCGGUAGCGCUCGUUGGCGCGUGCACAAGACGAUUCUCUGCCAGCAUUCAUUAGAUGAGCUGAACCUAGUGCCCCCAUUCCAGGAAGCGACGAAGAAGGAGCUGGAGCUGCCCGACGACAGCGAACAUGGCAUGAAAAUGCUGCUCAAGUACAUGUACAGCUUCGAUUAUGUCCCAGAGCAUUCGGGCCACUCCUACGUCGCGCCAAGGGAGAAACCGGGCCACUUGUGGGACAUUCCAACUCACAUGGAGGUCAUCAGGCUCGCAGACAAAUACGACAUGACCGAGCUGCUCAAGAUAGUCGUGGACUACCCUGGGCAAGAUUGCGACGACUACGCUGGCUGUCAGAUGGUGCUUGACGUGAUGGAGGACGCAUACAGCGGAGACUGGCCAGACUGUCUGCGAGAAGAGGUCGUGAAGGUUGUGCUGAAUAACCUCAAGAUGUAUUGCGACGAGGAGGAGGAGGACGACAUCGACUUCUUUGGCAUGGCCGAGAGGGUUCCCAAGCUGUUAGUGCAUGUCAUGCGCGCGGGUAAGUUGACGACCAGGAAGCAACUGAGCGACUGGUGA